GAACGGUGAGUAUCGCUAUUCUCAUUUACAAGUCUUGUAUUUGGCAAUUAUAUUUAGCUAGAUCUACACAACCGUCAAUACUUUUAGAUCCGUCAGUCUUAGGUUUUACCGUCAAUUGUAGGAAAUGUCUAGUGUGUCAAGUAAUCAGUCAGUAGUUCGUGACGGGACGGAAUAUGAGGAAGUAUACCCGUCCGGUCAUAAAGACCAAGAGAGUCCUGGCGAAGAGAGGAGUCCGUCCGCCUCUUCCUCGUCCUCAACAGAUGAGGAUAUGGAGAUGGUUGAAGUAGAAGAAACGUCUGAUGACGGCGAGGAUCUACCGUUGGGACCCGUUGUCUGUGUUGAUGGACUUAGGGAGUUCAUCAUGCUACGAGAGUAGACGGUGCAUAAAUUCAAUUCCGUCAUUAAAGAGAAACAUUUCAGCACAUUUAGGGUAAACUUUCAAAUUCCGGACUACAUUCCAAUCCGUCUACCCUAUGUAUCAGAGAAAUGCUAUUAUGACAGGGUAGAAGGUGUCGAAGUGUAUGAACAGAUGCUGAAGGCGGGACUUAGGUUUCCGCUAAGUACAUUGCAUAGAGAGCUAUUAAAAUAUCUGGGUCUGUCCGUCAACUAGAUAUCCCCAAAUGCCUGGAGGGUCUUCAUAGCCAUGGAGAUUCUCUAUGGUGCAAUGACAGACGGUGCUUGGAGGCUGACGGUGCGUGAAUUCCUUCAUUGCUAUCGUCCAGACGAGAUUGACAGGUCAAGGGGAAUUUAUAGUUUUGCCAGUAGGAGCCCGUUGCUGAAGGUUAUUUUUGAAAAGCCUGACUUAAAUAGAGACUGGAAGAGUCGUUAUUUCUUCCUAGAAGGUGACGGAUGGAUGAGCCGUCCAGGAGAGACGAAGUACAUGCCCGUCGACACAACUUGGGGGGUUUUACAUUCAUCUCAUAUGCAUCCGUCAAUUAUGUAAAUGUUUCUUACAUCCGUCAGCUAUAGUUCUUUCCUUUAACCGUCUAUUUUCUCUGCAGGUAAACGGCGCCCACAAGUUCGUAUUGAGGAGUUUAGUUUCCUUGAAAGGAUUUUCCAGAAGACGAAGUCGGAAGAAAGGACUUGGGCGAAGUUGGUAAAUCCGAAAACAAUCCAUUGGUAUUGUGACGGUCCUGAACCUACCCGUGAAGCCAUCAGAUACGACGAAAGAGUUCACAGACAUAAGUCCGUCAUCCUUUACUGCGCAUAAAUAGUUUUAAUUUAUGUAAAUAACUUUAUCUGUCCUGUAUUACAGAGAUGGACAACGCAAAGAGGAGGGCACUGAUAAAAUCUCAGGCCUCCAAGCAAAAGGAGUCCGGCGAGGUUGUGGUUCCUAAGGGGACGGUGUCGUUGGUAAAGAGGAAACAGUCGUCCAAAUCUGACCGUCCACAUAAGCAGCAAAAGGUCCCUUUGGAACCCGUCGUAGGGUUGAUGGCUAAGGGUGCGAAGACCGUCACCCCAGCCAAACAAGGAUCUGGCAAGGGCUUAAUGAAAGCCCCGUCCACUAGCCAAGAGAAACCUCCUCCUCUCCUCCGUGACGACUCCAAAUUUGCCUUGGAGAAACUUUCAUCAAUUAUUUCCUUGGAGGACUACGAGGACUUGGGCAAUCAUUCGACGGAGGCAAUGGGGGAGACGGGUCUCUUUGCCGUUGCACAGUCCUUGGUUAUGAUGAAGGGCCUAAUGGACCGGUGUCUAAAUCGUGAGGCGGCUCUGGAAUGUGUACGAGCAAAGGCAGAGCAGACGGAGGAUGAACUUGGUCAACUUCACAAUUGGAAGUCUACAAUGGAGAAGAAGUUCGACCUUUCAGAACAGGCGAGAAAAGAGCUUGAGCAGAGGACAGAGGAAGCUGGGAAGGCUCUGGAAGCCAAAGAAAAGGAAGUCCAAGACUUGAAGGAAAAUCUCUGUCAAGCUAAGGAGGUUGCGAUUCGUGAAUACCGUGACUCCGACGCCUUAUUAGGCGAGCUUGGGAGAUCGUUCCUUCAAGGCUUUGAUGAUGCACUCCGUCAAGUUAAGAAAGCCUACCCUGAACUGGACGUGUCAAUGAUAGAUGUCAAUGACCAAGAUCAGACGUUUGCUUUGCCCGUAGCUUCAGAGAAUACAGACGACCUCUUUGGUGAAGAUGCGGUUCAGGGUGACGGAGAGUCAGUUCCAGCGAAGAAUGUCCAAGAUGCCGACCAAAAAAUGUAGAUUAAUAUUACAUCUCUUUUUUUCUUUUUUGUAUCCGUUUGGAGAACGAUCCGUCCUUUAUUUUUGUACUAAACAAUUGCCCCCUAGG
Molecule: messenger RNA, 2275 nt
Organism: Quercus robur (English oak)
Lineage: Eukaryota; Viridiplantae; Streptophyta; Magnoliopsida; Fagales; Fagaceae
Exons: 2
Coding region: 1258-2187 (309 amino acids)
Source: RefSeq, a predicted model, not a curated record